CUAUCGCAAUAUAUUAUUUUCAAAACAAUUUGUUAACAACUGUUGAACGAGGAAUACCGAAGAAAAGUGGUCGCUUGUAACAAAAUUAAUAAAUUGAACAAAUAGUGUAAUAUACAAAAGAAAACAUUUCUUAAUUCUCCUACAAUAUACGGAAAAAAUAUAUGGAAUAUCAAAAUGAAAAGAAAAAGAUCAGAACUCGUGAAAUAAAAUUUUCAAGACAAAAAUCUUUACUAGAAUAUAAAAAAGAAAAGUCUUAAAAUCAUGAAAAAUUAAAAAAGAAGAAGAAAAAAAAACAAAUUGAAAAGACGAGAAAAAAAUUUUUUGGGUGACACAUAAAAGUGAAACUAUCCGAGUCAAAAAGUAAAUAAAAAGUCACAGUUAUAAUUGGCAGAAAAAAUACCUAAAAAAGCAGGGAUAUUGUGGUUUUGAAAGUGAAGCACUUAAUUAUAUAUUUAAAAUCGUGAAGAUUUAGAAUUUGGCUUUCACUGGAAUAUUUCAAUUUAAUUCGAAAGCCAUGGAAUCACCUCAGAUGUACGACAAUAAUCAAAACAACAUACAAAUGACUGGACAACAGACGAAGUCUAAUGGUCAAAAUAAUACCAAUAAUCAAAAUAAUAACAACAACAAUCCAAUCACAAUUAACCAAAAUUUAAAGAACGAUCAUAUCAAUGGGCUAACAAAUAGCGCUGCCCUCCUACAAAAGCAAAUUCAACAUCAUCCUCAACAAGUUCUUCAACAACAACAGCAACAAAUUCAACACGUUGCACAGCAAUAUUCACAAAACGAUCUCGAAGAACUUACAAACCCUGAGAUUUCUCUUGAUUUGGCAAACUUUAUUGACGAUCAGUUUCGAAGUGAACAAGAACAGUUUGCGUUCUUUAACAAAGUAGUACCAGCCGUUGUAAACGGUGUAAAUGGCGUAGUUAAUGGUGUAAAUGUUAAUGGAUUAGUGCAAUCUGAAGCAGCUAAAGCACUCCAACAAGCAAGGUUUCAACAUCGACAAAAUCCGGGAAAUGCACUUGCCUACAUGCCCGGAUGUGUUACAGGCAACACCGACGAUGCAUCUACGUCUGAAGCUAACAUUAAGGAAGAACCUGUCGAUCCGAUAGAGCUAAGGCGACUGCAGCAACUUACAGCAAAUGGACAGUUUUUGAAUGGAAAUUAUCAAUUUCCGAAUGUUAAUAGUAGUGGAACUACAUUUACUGCUCUAACACCCGCUUCUGUUCUUCACCACCAACCACAUGUUCCAGGUUUGAAAUCUCACUUAACAAAUUUCCAAAAGCUCAACAAAAACCUUGUACACAGCCGCAAGCACUCGAUGAAAAAUCUCGACAAGGGUACGGAUGAGUAUCGUCGUCGUCGAGAGCGAAAUAACAUUGCUGUAAGGAAAUCUCGUGAAAAAGCGAAGAAGCGCGCUCAUGACGUUGAAAAAAAGCUGAAAGAUUUACAAAAAGAAAACGAGAAUCUAAGACGAAGCGACGAUGAGAAAACAAAUGUAAUUCUUUUAUAUAAUCAGGUCUUCAUGCGUUUGACAAAUCAUAGCAAUCCUGAAAUAAAACAGAUUGUUUCGCUCGAAUUGAAUUCGAUGAAUAUGCAAUGUGAUCAAGGCAUGCAAAAUAUGCAAAAUUCUCUUCUCCAUAAUGGUUAUAAAGAUUCUUAGGAAAGAAAAUAUAUGGAAAGCAAUAAUUUGAUUAGAACAUUCUAAGUGUUCAGGGUAAAACUGAGUACAUGUUUUGGAUCGGAAGAUCAUUGAUCAUUAGCUCUAUUAUAGGUACUAAGCUCAUUUAGAGAAAUUUAAGCGAAACCAAUCGUCUCAACCCGUCCGGAGCAUUAUAUUUAGCUUUAAGUUGAAUAGGUUUUUUGUGCGAAUAUCUAAAUAAAAAGAAAACUAGUGACUUUAAUCAGUUGCAAAUUCUAAGGAAAAGUUUUAUUAUGAUUUCUUUGUCUUUGAAAAUACUUAUCGCUUUCCUGAUUUAUAACAUAAAGAAAGAACUUAACCAAAGACUUAAAGCUCUAGAUUUGAAAUAAAAUUUCUUUUUGAUACAGUUUUGCAAUGGCAAUGAAAAUAUUAUGCUCACUCCAAAGAAGCCUUUCUUUUUGUAAGAAUAACAUGUUGCAUGUUACUUGAAAAUCAAAUAUUUCUGGAAAUAUUCGGUCGCUUUAUAAGUUCUUUAAAUCUUUUUUUUUUAUCUUGCACAUUUAAUAUUAAAGUUUUACUUAUGUUUAAAUUUAACGUCUGUUGAUUUUGUUACCUAUUAAUGAAAAGAUGGUUUAUAACUAAAUGAGAAUUUCUUUUUUUUUUAUUUUUUUACAAGUGAUCACGUGAAGCUGGACAAUCGUAAAAAUUAAAAUUGUUUUCAUUCGCUUAUGAACCCAUCUUUUUAUAUUUAAAAAAUGUCUAAAUUUAAAAAAUCAAUUUUUAAUUAAAUUAAAUAAAUAUUUAAUGAUUUGAUCGCUUUCUUAUUUUUCGAGCCCAAUUUUAUAAUGAGCACAAUUUAUUUUAGGACUUAAUAAUUCUUACCGAUUAGUUCUUUGAAUUUUACGUUAAUGUAGAAAAUAUUUAGGAACUGAAAUUUUCACAAUAAAUAGUUAAUGAAGACA
Molecule: messenger RNA, 2601 nt
Organism: Clunio marinus
Lineage: Eukaryota; Metazoa; Arthropoda; Insecta; Diptera; Chironomidae
Source: the annotation of a GenBank genome assembly